Messenger RNA from Lactuca saligna, 330 nucleotides. Lineage: Eukaryota; Viridiplantae; Streptophyta; Magnoliopsida; Asterales; Asteraceae. The record is from the annotation of a GenBank genome assembly.
AUGGGUAUUGGGUAUUCCGAAAUCAUUCCUCAUCUAGACCUGAUUACUAAAAGGAUGUGCAAUGAUGUAUACUAUUGUCCAGAUGACCAAACAUUGUGUCAAGGAUUGGCUACAUUGCAAAAUGAAUGUGAUUAUCAUGAAUUUCUUGAGUAUCUUCAUGAGAAAAAGAAAGUAACUAUGUAUGUGGACCAUAUGCAUGAACCCCUGUUUGAUUGGAUUGAAAUGGAAGAGCCUGAAGUUGAAGAUGGUACCAAUUCCAAUGAAGAUGAAGAUGAUGUAAUAGAUAAAGAAGGUUGGGAACACGAGGUGGAUGAUGAGGAUUUUAUAUGA